Molecule: messenger RNA, 183 nt
Organism: Clunio marinus
Lineage: Eukaryota; Metazoa; Arthropoda; Insecta; Diptera; Chironomidae
Source: the annotation of a GenBank genome assembly
AUGCCAUCUUCUUUCUCUUUCGUUGUAAUCUCACCUUCUGAUGUGGGAAUGGAGGAAAACGGAAAAUGUAAUAAAGCGAUAAAUUUACCAUUAUUUAAAGGAUGUUAUGGAAUCACUUUAUUUUCUCAUGUUAAUGUAAGAAGAAUGAAUGAAUGGGUUCGAAAGUUUGCCUUUGGGGAGUGA